This is a messenger RNA of Anopheles cruzii, 1416 nucleotides long. RefSeq names its product LIM homeobox transcription factor 1-beta-like. Bases 1 to 1416 code for a protein of 471 amino acids. Gene Ontology annotation, molecular function: RNA polymerase II transcription regulatory region sequence-specific DNA binding; DNA-binding transcription factor activity, RNA polymerase II-specific. NCBI's taxonomy places the organism in Eukaryota, Metazoa, Arthropoda, Insecta, Diptera, Culicidae. Gene Ontology annotation, cellular component: nucleus. Gene Ontology annotation, biological process: neuron differentiation; regulation of transcription by RNA polymerase II. The record is from RefSeq and is a predicted model, not a curated record. The transcript is spliced from 4 exons.
AUGUUGGAGUUUUACCAUAAUCUCAACAUUAACUCCGGUCUGCCGCCAGCACCGCAACCGGUCGACAGCAAUGCAAAGGAUACCAACGGCAUGCUCGACGAACGCACAGACAUAGUUGGUACGAUCAAGAGCGAAAAAACGCAGGAAAUAUGCGAGGGAUGUGGCCAAAAGAUAAAGGAUCGCUACUUCAUGAAGCUCUCACCGGACCAGUUCUGGCAUGAGCAGUGCCUUCUCUGCUGCAUAUGCCGCAUUCAGCUCAACCAAACGUGCUACACCAAAAACACCAAGGUUUACUGCAAGGACGAUUACUACCGAAUUUUUGGUGUUUCCACGCUCCACCAGCAGCAGCAGCAUCAGCAGCAGUCCCAGCAGCGCGACUGUUACGGUUGUGGCGAGCGCAUUGCACCGAACGAAAUGGUGAUGCGAGCGAAACAUCUGGUCUACCAUCUGCACUGCUUCCUGUGCUUCACCUGCAACCGGCCCCUGCAGAAGGGCGAACCCUUCUCGAUCCGGGCCGGCAAGUUGAUCUGCCAGCACGACCUGGAGAAGGACUUUUACGGUGCUGCGAUGCACCACCAUCACGGCGGUGCCGGUGGAGCUACCGGAUCGGGAGGCCUACACCCGCCACUACAUCCUGUACACGGGGCGGCGCAUCUGUACGGUGAUGACGAUUACUUGCUGGAGGACGGGUUGCGAACACGCGACGGACGACGAGGACCGAAGCGACCACGCACCAUCCUGACUUCUGCCCAGCGUCGCCAGUUUAAGGCUUCCUUCGACGUGUCACCGAAACCCUGCCGGAAGGUUCGCGAAGCACUGGCCAAGGACACGGGACUCUCGGUACGGGUGGUACAGGUCUGGUUCCAGAAUCAGCGCGCAAAGAUGAAGAAGAUUUCGCGCAAAUCGAAAACGAACGGUAACGGAGAUGGUGAAAAGAACCACUCGGACAAGGAGGACAAGUCGAUCAAGCUGGAAUCGCCUAGCAGUGACCACAGCCACUAUCUGGGGCUUGACAGUUCGUACAGCUCUUCCAGCCAACCGCUCAAUCCGAACCUGCCCUACUCGCCAGACUUUCCCGACAACUCCGACGCCAGUCUGUGCAGCUCGGACAUUUCGUUGGACGAAAACUUUGACAACGUCGACGAGACGACCUCCGACACGAUGUCGUUACAAAAUUUGGACCUGCAAACUAACCUCAACAAUGGCGCUGGACCCGGUACGGGUGGUUUACAGUGCGCCGGUGGACUAAACGGCGGUGCGACGGCCGGUGGAGCAACCCAUCAGCAGCUAGUCAAUCACAACAAUAACUCCAUCAAUCCGAUGGCUAUGGCUGGUGUGGCCGGCAGCAUAACGCACAUCGACAAGCUCUACCUGAUGCAGAAUUCGUACUUCAAUUCGGCACAAAUUGAACAGUGA